UGUCUCUUCCAAGGCCCAGAUCAGGACAGUAGCCUUGGAGCUCAGACUUUGCCAACCAGCUCUGCGAUCUGGUAGGAUCUUCCAGCCAUCCUGCCUUCCCACGCUCUGGCAAUCUCUCUUCCCUUUCGAUGGGCUCUCUGGUCGCCAAGCUCCUUCUGCCAACUCUAAGUAGCCUGGCUUUCCUCCCGACCAUCAGCAUCGCUGCCAAGAGACAGUUCCACAUGGAGGCUAUGGUGUACUUCUUCACCAUGUUCUUUGUGUCGAUUUACCACGCAUGUGACGGCCCCGGUUUAUCCAUCCUGUGCUUCAUGCAGUAUGACAUCUUGGAAUAUUUCAGUAUAUUUGGGACAGCUUUAUCAAUGUGGGUGUCCCUGAUGGCCCUGGCAGAGUUCGAUGAGCCUAAACGGUCAACAUUUGUGAUGUUUGGAGUGCUCACCAUCGCAGUCAGAAUCUACCAUGAUCGGUGGGGCUACGGCGUCUACUCAGGACCAAUUGGGACAGCAGUUCUCAUGAUCACUGUAAAAUGGCUGCAAAAGAUGAAGGAGAAGAAGGGUCUCUAUCCAGACAAAAGCGUCUAUACCCAGCAGAUUGGUCCUGGCUUCUGUUUCGGGGCCCUUGCUUUGAUGCUGAGGUUCUUCUUUGAGGAGUGGGAUUACACGUACGUCCACAGCUUCUACCACUGUGCCUUGGCCAUGUCCUUUGUCCUCCUGCUCCCCAAAGUGAACAAGAAGGCCGGCAACGGAGGCGCUCCAGCCAAACUGGACUGUUCAACCCUCUGCUGCUGUGUUUGAGAAUGUGGGAUGU
This is a messenger RNA of Lacerta agilis (Sand lizard), 804 nucleotides long. RefSeq names its product myomaker, myoblast fusion factor (gene MYMK). Gene Ontology annotation, cellular component: plasma membrane. The coding region runs from base 129 to 791 and encodes 220 amino acids. Lineage: Eukaryota; Metazoa; Chordata; Lepidosauria; Squamata; Lacertidae. The transcript has 5 exons. The record is from RefSeq and is a predicted model, not a curated record.